UUCCUCCAUGAGGACCUGACAGUGAAAAUAGGUGACUUUGGCCUGGCCACAGUGAAGUCCCGCUGGAGCGGCUCCCACCAGUUUGAACAGCUGUCUGGCUCCAUCCUGUGGAUGGCCCCAGAGGUGAUAAGACUGCAGGACAAGAAUCCCUACAGCUUUCAGUCUGAUGUCUAUGCCUUUGGUAUCGUGCUGUAUGAACUCAUGUCAGGAGCGCUACCUUACUCUAACAUUAACAACAGAGAUCAGAUUAUAUUCAUGGUGGGUCGAGGUUACUUAUCUCCUGACCUGAGCAAGGUUCGCAGCAACUGUCCUAAGGCCAUGAAGAGACUGAUGGCCGACUGCCUGAAGAAGAAGAGAGAGGAGCGACCACUCUUUCCUCAGAUACUGGCAUCCAUCGAGCUGCUGGCUCGCUCUUUACCCAAAAUCCACCGCAGCGCCUCUGAGCCCUCAUUGAACAGGGCUGGUUUUCAGACUGAAGACUUCAGCUUGUACGCAUGCGCCUCCCCCAAAACCCCAAUACAGGCCGGGGGGUAUGGGGAGUUUUCAUUCAAAUAAGUGCUGCAGAUUCAUCUCUUGUCACUUCUCCUAAGUAUUGUGUUCCUACGGUGGGUUCAUCCAUUAUUAAAAACAAAAAAGUAGUCUCAAAUAUUUUACUGUUUUAUCCUUCAAGAAUGCAGCCUCAGUGGAGUCCUUUUGACAAAGUUCUCUGGUGGGUGAACUGCAAUGCCAACAAACAAAACCCAAUCAAAUUUUAAAAGACCCCCCCCCAAAAAAAACAACAACAACAAACAACAAAGCAAAACAUGAAUAACAAAAAGGAAACACACAAAGAGAAAACAACAAAUAUAUCCAAAACCAAACCAGUCUUGAGGAGGAGAUGGUGCUAACCAUCUCAGGUGUUAACCAGAAGCAUAGUCUGCCUGCUGGAACGAAAAGGGAGGUGGAGGUUCAGCAAAAUCAAGCUACUUGGCAGCACUUCCCAGACGGAGAGGGGAUGAUUAUUUGGACAGGCCG
Messenger RNA from Lampris incognitus (smalleye Pacific opah), 1014 nucleotides. Its product is annotated as serine/threonine-protein kinase B-raf-like. The annotation marks the transcript as partial. The transcript is spliced from 5 exons. Gene Ontology annotation, cellular component: plasma membrane; cytosol; mitochondrion. NCBI's taxonomy places the organism in Eukaryota, Metazoa, Chordata, Actinopteri, Lampriformes, Lampridae. Gene Ontology annotation, molecular function: protein kinase activity; ATP binding. The record is from RefSeq and is a predicted model, not a curated record. Gene Ontology annotation, biological process: protein phosphorylation.